Scheffersomyces amazonensis is the source of this 774-nucleotide messenger RNA. RefSeq names its product 60S ribosomal protein eL33. Gene Ontology annotation, cellular component: ribosome; cytosolic large ribosomal subunit. NCBI's taxonomy places the organism in Eukaryota, Fungi, Ascomycota, Pichiomycetes, Serinales, Debaryomycetaceae. The transcript is spliced from 2 exons. Gene Ontology annotation, biological process: ribosomal large subunit biogenesis; cytoplasmic translation. Gene Ontology annotation, molecular function: structural constituent of ribosome. The record is from RefSeq and is a predicted model, not a curated record. Bases 134 to 457 code for a protein of 107 amino acids.
AUGUUAGUCAGACCCGCUUUACACUAACAACGUAGACUGAGAAAAAAAAAUUAUUCAAAUUUAAAAAAUCAAAUUUGUUUUAAUAUUCCUAUAACCAUUCUAACACUAAUAGAUAGUAAUCAUAUUAAACAAAAUGGCUGAAUCUCACAGAUUAUACGUUAAAGGUAAACACAUUUCUUACCAACGUUCCAAGAAUGUCACCAACCCAAACGUGUCUUUGAUUCAAAUCGAAGGUGUUCAAACUCCUGAAGAAGCCAAAUUCUACUUAGGUAAGAGAAUCGCUUACGUUUACAGAGCUUCCAAGGAAGUCAGAGGUUCUAAGAUUAGAGUCAUCUGGGGUAAGGUUGCUAGAACUCACGGUAACAACGGUUUAAUCAGAGCUAACUUCAAGAAGAACUUACCACCAAAGACCUUUGGUGCUUCUGUUAGAAUUAUGUUAUACCCAUCCAACAUCUAAGUGUAACAAUAGUCAACAAGAAAAGAAAUUCACUAAUCAUAAACUAAUAACUUAACCAACCUACCUUAUGACAUAUCAUUCUUCAUUCAACCAAUCAAUACAACCACUCAAUACAAUAGUUUGUUUAAAACUCAUACAAUUUUAAACAUUCAAUAAUUCAUAUAAAUAGGAUUUCAGUUCAAUAUAACAUAUUAAUUCGAUUGGAAAUUUAUCAUUCAUAUACAUAUAUAAUAUCAUGUAUCGUUUAUAAUAUGAUAUUGAAUAUUGUUUAUCUUAUUAUGGUUCAUAUACUUUUUUAGUAAAACCUUUCCCUAUUC